Molecule: messenger RNA, 4241 nt
Organism: Rattus rattus (black rat)
Lineage: Eukaryota; Metazoa; Chordata; Mammalia; Rodentia; Muridae
Gene: Washc2c
Product: WASH complex subunit 2C
Exons: 30
Coding region: 67-4053 (1328 amino acids)
Biological process (GO): retrograde transport, endosome to Golgi; protein localization to endosome
Cellular component (GO): early endosome; WASH complex
Molecular function (GO): phosphatidylinositol phosphate binding; retromer complex binding
Source: RefSeq, a predicted model, not a curated record
CCCAGGAGGGCAGGGCUGGAUCCUGUGACCCAGACUCAGCUCUUCUUUUUGUCCUUCCCGCUGCAGAUGAACCGGACGAGCCCCGACUCGGAGCAGCCUCCGGCGUCCGAACCCGUGUGGGAACGGCCCUGGUCGGUGGAGGAGAUCCGCCGCAGCAGUCAGAACUGGUCGCUGGCGGCUGACGCUGGUCUUCUACAGUUUCUACAGGAGUUCUCACAGCAGACUAUCUCCAGGACUCACGAAAUCAAGAAGCAGGUGGAUGGAUUAAUUCAGGAGACCAAAGCCACACAUUGUCGUCUGCAUAAUGUCUUCAACGACUUCCUCAUGCUGUCCAACACCCAGUUCAUUGAGAAUAGGGUGUACGAUGAGGAAGUGGAGGAUCAGGCGCUCAAGACGGAGGCGGAAAAAGCUGAGCAGGAGAAGACUCGGGAACAGAAAGAAAUAGAUCUGAUUCCUAAAGUCCAGGAGGCUGUGAACUAUGGGUUACAGGUCCUGGAUAGUGCGUUUGAGCAACUUGACAUAAAAGCAGGGAACUCGGACUCUGAAGAGGAAGAUGCCAACGAGCGGGUGGAAUUGAUCCUUGAGCCAAAGGACCUCUACAUUGACCGGCCUUUGCCCUACCUCAUCGGGUCGAAGCUCUUCAUGGAACAGGAAGACGUGGGGCUUGGAGAGCUGUCCAGCGAAGAAGGCUCUGUGGGCAGUGACCGCGGGAGCAUUGUGGACAGUGAAGAUGAGAAAGAAGAGGAGGAGUCAGAUGAUUUUGCCAGUCAUAGUGACAAUGAACAAAACCAGCAUAUCACACAGAUGAGCGAUGAAGAAGAGGAUGAUGAUGCUGACCUCUUUGCUGACUCUGAGAAGGAGGGGGAUGAUAUCGAGGAUAUUGAGGAAAGUGCUAAGUCUAAAAGACCUACGUCUUUUGCGGAUGAGCUGGCUGCUCGGAUCAAAGGAGAUGUCUCAAACCAGCGGAAAGAGGGACACACAGAUGGAAAGCCUCAGAGGACAGUGAAGGAGAAGAAAGAAAGGAGAACCCCUGCAGAUGAUGAGGAAGACAUCUUGUUCCCACCCCCCACGCUGACUGAUGAAGACUUCUCACCGUUUGGCUCUAGAGGUGGUCUGUUCAGUGAUCGGCAGGGGCUUUUUGAUGAUGAUGAUGAGAGUGACCUCUUCAAGGAAGCUCCCCGGGGGCAGCCAGCCCAAGGUCCUGUCAGUGAAGAAUCACCUCCAUCCCCUAAACCUGGAAAGAAAAUCCCAGCAGGGGCUGUUUCUGUAUUUUUAGGGUAUACUGAUGUGUCUGGGUCCACCUCUGCCCCAUCACUGAAGGAGUUCCAGAAACAUGAGCAGUCCACUCCAGGGAAGAGCCCACAUUUGCCAGCUCCUACUGGCCUCUUUGAUGAUGAUGAUAACGACAGUAAUGAAGAUGAUAACUUUUUUAUGCCAUCUUCUAGCAAGCCUUCUAAGACCGACAAAGUCAAGCCCACCACCAUUAUCUUUGAUGAUGACGAAGGAGAUCUGUUUAAAGAAAAAACAACAGCUUUGCCAGCAGCUUCUGUCAGCCAGACAGAUGAAAACAAAACACGGACAGAUAAAACGAUCACCUUACCUUCUAGCAAAAAUCCGAAGCUUGUAUCAGAAACAAAGACUCAGAAAGGUUUGUUUUCAGAUGAAGAAGACUCUGAGGAUUUGUUUUCUUCUCAAAGUUCAAGUAAGACGAAAAGUGCAUCAGUUCUGUCCAGCCAACCCCCAACAUCGGUCUCCCUUUUUGGUGAUGAAGAUGAAGAGGACAAUCUUUUUGGGAGUGCAGCAGCUAAGAAGCAGACUUCAUCUCUGCCACCUCAGAGUCAAGAGAAAGCAAAACCUUCAGAGCGGCCCCCAAAGAAAGCAUCUGCCUUGUUCAGCAGUGACGAGGAGGACCAGUGGAGUGUUGCUGAUUCACAGACCAAGUUAGCCUCUGAGAGUAAGUCCAAAGGAGAGAGGUGGGACUCGGGGACCAACCAAGGCCAAGAAGCGAAGGCUGUGAAAAAGACCAAUCUCUUUGAGGAUGAUGAUGAUGAUGAUGAAGUCGAUCUCUUUGCUAUUGCGAAGGACAGCCAAAAGAAGACUCAGAGAACCUCACUUCUGUUUGAAGACGACGCUGAGAGCGGAAGCUCUCUGUUCAGCCUUCCUCCUACAUCUGUUCCUCCUGCAGCAACGAAAAAAGAGAGCAUCCCCAAGGUGCCGUUGUUGUUUAGUGAUGAAGAGGACAGUGAGGUACCAUCUGGUGUGAAACCUGUGGAUCUGAAGGCUGAGAAUGCCGCGGCGUCCCCAGAGGUGGGGAGUGCUGAUGUGGCCAACGUGGCGCAAAAGGAAGGACUUUUACCCACAUCUGAUCAGGAGGCAGGCGGGCCUUCUGAUAUAUUUUCUUCUUCAUCUCCACUGGACAAAGGAGCCAAGGGUAGGACCAAAACUGUCCUUAGUUUGUUUGAUGAGGACGAGGACAAAGUAGAAGAUGACAGCAACACCUGUGUGCCACAAGGUGGACUGGAAAAGGGUGUCAAAACUGACCGCCGCCCUAAGAGCACAGGAGUCUUUCAGGAUGAAGAGCUGCUUUUCAGCCACAAGCUGCAAAAGGACAACGACCCAGAUGUUGAUCUUUUCUCUGGUACCAAAAAAACCAGGUUGUCUGUGCCAAGUGGGGGGAGCCUCUUCGGUGAUGACGACGAUGAUGAUCUCUUCAGCACUGCCAAGACUCAGCCUGCACAGCCUGUGGUACCAGAAAAAAAAGGAACACUGAGAAAAGACCACAAACCUCCUGAAUCGACUGAAGGUAGCAAAGAGAAAAGCACAUGGAAAGCAGAAACGGCCCAGGAUUCUUCAGGUCUCACUCCAUUUAAAAGCAGAGAGCCAUCCAGUCGCAUUGGGAAAAUACAAGCAAAUUUAGCAAUUAAUCCAGCCACUUUGCUGCCCUCAGUGGCUCCGCAGAUCCCCGGAGCAAAGCCUGCUUCGUCUGAACUAGCUUUUCCUUCAUCUGAGCCUGCAAGGAGCCACAUCCGGGAAGCUGUGCCCACUCUUCCUGGGAGGGAGGAGGCUGGUGUGAGUUUCGAUCUUCCUGCCCAGGCAGACACCUUACACAGUGCAAACAAGGGUCGUGUCAAAGUGAGAGGAAAGAGGAGACCACAGACCCGUGCUGCUCGGCGGCUGGCUGCCCAGGAGUCCAGCGAGGCUGAGGACGUGACCAUUGAUAGAGGACCUGUUACACAGUUGAGCAGUAGUCCUGUCUUACCAAACGGCCAUCAACCUCUUCUGCAGCCCAGGAUGGCCAGUGGAGAGACCAGCUCUGAAAAAGCCAUGGCCGUACCUUGGGAAGGUGGUCCUGUUUUAUCUGCAGUGGACAGAAGCUUCUUUGUAAAGUCUCUGCCUCCGACUGGAAAUGAGGCCCACCUGUUUGAUUCUGGGGACAUUUUCCCCAACAGCACAGGAUCACAGUCCAUGGAGGGAGCAGGUGUCAAGGCAGGGGAGACCCCAGCCCACUCGUCAGCAGGGCGGAAGGAGAAGAGCCUGGUAUUUCCUGAUCUUAGUGAGGCCAGCGGUGUCGAUGACCUUUUCCAGUCUGCCAAGCCAAGACCAACAAAGAAAAGAAACCCUUUCCCCCUCCUUGAAGAUGAGGAGGACCUCUUUGCAGAUCAGAAAGGCAAAAAGAAUCAGUGGAAAUCUGACAGCCAUCAGGACGUUGUGUCAAAAACUCAAGACAUCUUUGAGGAUGAUAUAUUUGCUACGGAAGCAAUUAAGCCUUUUCCAAAAAAAAGAGAGAAGGAGAGAACUUUGGAACCCAACUUAUUUGAUGAUAAUAUUGAUAUCUUCGCUGACUUAACUGUGAAACCCAAAGAAAAGCCCAAAAAGAAAGUCACAGCCAAGUCCAUGUUUGACGAUGAUACAGAUGAUAUUUUCUUCUCUGGCCUCCAGGCUAAAGCAUCCAAACCCAAAAGCCAAUCUGCUGAGGCAGCAUCUGAAUUAAGGUCUGAGAACAAAGUGUCCAACAUUUUUGAUGACCCCCUGAAUGCCUUCGGAAGCCAGUAGAGCAUGCGGGACCUUCGCAGUUCACCCUCCAUUCUGUCUUUCACUUAGUGAUGCUGUUUCCUACACCGUCUUCACUGGAUUACAGGCAAAUACUGCAACAAUCAAUACUUUUACCCAAUGUAGCUAAUAUUUUUCUGCAUUGAUUUUAAUUAUGCUUAAAAUUACAAAUAAAAAAUAAACGCUUCAUA